AUGGCGGACAGCAGAAAACCCGAUGAGUACGCGAUUGAGAUGGAGAAGUUGGACCAAAGUAAAAAAAUUCAGGCGCCGUAUUCGCCGCCUCAGUCGCGGAGUUCCUCGUCGAGUUCAGUCGCCAACAAUGCUGCUUUCUCCGUUCUGGCAUACUGCGGCUCAUCUAUUUUGAUGACCGUCAUGAAUAAAUACGUGCUCUCUGCGAAUUUCAAUUUAAAUUUUUUCCUCCUGUGUGUACAGUCUCUCGUAUGCAUCACUGCCAUCCAAACAUGCAAAUACUGUGGCCUUAUCACAUAUCGUGACUUUAAUCUAGAUGAGGCUAGAAAGUGGUUCCCCAUAACUCUCCUACUCAUUGGUAUGAUUUACACCGGAUCUAAGGCAUUGCAAUUUCUUUCGAUCCCGGUCUACACCAUUUUCAAAAACCUGACCAUCAUCCUAAUCGCAUACGGAGAGGUCUUGUGGUUCGGUGGCUCGGUCACAAACCUCACUCUAUUCUCGUUCGGACUUAUGGUUUUUAGCUCCGUCAUCGCUGCCUGGGCCGACAUCAAGCACGCAGUUGAAAGUAAUGGCGAUGCGACGUCAAAAGUUUCCACCUUGAAUGCUGGAUAUAUUUGGAUGUUAAUUAACUGUCUCUGCACGUCGUCUUAUGUCCUGGGCAUGCGCAAGAGGAUCAAGUUGACCAACUUCAAGGAUUUUGAUACCAUGUUCUACAACAACCUCCUUUCGAUUCCUGUUCUCAUCGUCUGUUCCGGUUUCCUGGAAGAUUGGUCACCUGCGAAUAUCACCCAGAAUUUCCCCCCUGCUGACCGCAACGGCAUUAUGUUUGCCAUGAUCCUGUCCGGGUUGUCUACGGUGUUCAUUUCUUAUACAUCCGCUUGGUGUGUUCGUGUCACUUCAUCUACCACCUACUCAAUGGUUGGUGCCCUCAACAAGCUUCCAAUUGCUAUCUCUGGAUUGGUCUUCUUCGACGCCCCCGUUACUUUCCCUAGCGUGUCCGCCAUUCUAGUUGGGUUUGUUAGUGGUAUCGUGUACGCCGUUGCGAAGAUCAAGCAAAACGCCAAGCCAAAGGUCGGGAUUCUGCCAACCUCCAACCCAGUCAGCGCCAGCAGCCAGAGCAUGAGGGAUUCGUUGCGCUCGUGA
Messenger RNA from Aspergillus puulaauensis, 1140 nucleotides. RefSeq names its product GDP-mannose transporter (gene gmtA). The record is from RefSeq and is a predicted model, not a curated record. Gene Ontology annotation, molecular function: antiporter activity; GDP-mannose transmembrane transporter activity. The transcript is spliced from 4 exons. Bases 1 to 1140 code for a protein of 379 amino acids. Gene Ontology annotation, biological process: transmembrane transport. Gene Ontology annotation, cellular component: Golgi apparatus. NCBI's taxonomy places the organism in Eukaryota, Fungi, Ascomycota, Eurotiomycetes, Eurotiales, Aspergillaceae.